Molecule: messenger RNA, 360 nt
Organism: Gossypium arboreum
Lineage: Eukaryota; Viridiplantae; Streptophyta; Magnoliopsida; Malvales; Malvaceae
Exons: 1
Coding region: 1-360 (119 amino acids)
Molecular function (GO): nucleic acid binding
Source: RefSeq, a predicted model, not a curated record
AUGUUGAGGGGAUGUGUGAUUGAGUUCCGAGGUAGCUGGGAGGACUAUUUGUCGUUGGCUGAAUUUGCAUACAAUAAUAGCUAUCAAGAAAGUAUUGGGAUGGCUCCGUAUAAGGCACUGUAUGGGCGAAGGUGUCGAACUCCAACAUGUUGGAUGGAGUUGGACGAACGAAGAGUUUUCGGCCCUGAGUUGGUAGCAAAUAAUGGGGAUAAGGUGAAGUUGAUUCGGGAUCAGUUGAAGGAGGCCUCGGAUAGACAGAAAUCGUAUGCUGACCUUAAGUGCCGUGAGAUAGAGUAUGCAGUAGGGGACUUAGUUUUCCUUAAGGUCUCUCCGUGGAAGAAAGUGUUAAGGUUUGGAUGA